Molecule: messenger RNA, 496 nt
Organism: Dissoconium aciculare CBS 342.82
Lineage: Eukaryota; Fungi; Ascomycota; Dothideomycetes; Mycosphaerellales; Dissoconiaceae
Exons: 2
Coding region: 172-429 (85 amino acids)
Source: RefSeq, a predicted model, not a curated record
CCAGCCGUGUCGUCGUCUUCGUCAAAGUCGUCUGGUUAGAGCAUUGUCACGUCUGGCACUGUGACCAGUGCCUCAACCCCGUUGCCUGCGGUGACCAUCAGCCCUCUGCACGCCAGUGAAAAUGAUAGUAUCGGUUAGGUCAACUGCCGACACACGGCCAACACGGAGGGCAUGGACUUCAACUAUUACACCUGCACGCAGGUAGCCAACAACAAUCCGAUCACCGUGCAGACAUUCUUCAAGUUGAAUCCGACUGUGAAGCCAGAUUACAGCAACAUUCAGGCCAACACCGAUUACCACGUUUCCAGAUGUAGGUUCACAGCACAUCUCCGACUUUUCGACUGGUAUUAUGCGAGUCCCAAUACCCGGGAGAUUCAAUGCGAUGUUGCGGAGCAUCAUAGAUAUCGGUGCUCAACUUUCACUCAGUGAAUAGUGGGUGUCCAGGGUUGCACCGCUGCGGGCUUUUUUAGAGUCAGGUCAAAGGCUUCGGCAGGGC